AUGGAGUCCGCGUUUUCCAUUUUCCAGAGCCCCGGGAGGAGUGAUGCUGCUGCGGGGUGUCCAGGGGACUGCGUUUUGGAGGACAAUGAGGAGGAGAAAGGCUUCCCUGAAGACCUGAAGCAAGAGGAACUGUCUCAGGUACAUGGAGCCCAGAGCCCUGAGAGGGGGACAGCCUGUGAUGAUUCCCCUCAUGAAAAAAGAGACUCCAGGAAAGUCGUCCUGGGCACCAAUGACCAGAAACUGCACUGCAAGGAGAAACCCUUCAAGUGUCCAGAAUGUGGAAAGGGCUUCAAGGGGCACUGCAGGCUCCUGACCCACCUGCAAAUCCAUGCAAGAGAAAAGGUGUUUGUGUGUGCAGAAUGUGGGAAGAGAUUCAGCAGGAAGGCCAACCUGGUGGCUCACCAGAGAGUCCAUACAGGGGAGAGCCUCCACAAGUGCAAGGAAUGUGAGAAAACCUUCAGCCGUGCCUCGAGCCUCCUUGCUCACCACAAAACGCAUCUGAAGAAAAAAACCUUCUCCUGCACAAUCUGCAGAAAGAACUUUGGUGGGAAUGCAGCUCUGCUGCAGCAUCAGAGAGUCCAUACAAAUGAGAAACCCUGUAGGCAUUCAGAUCGUGGAAAUAGCUUCAGUGUGAGCUCAAACUUCAUCAGACACCAACAUCUGAGAGAGAGAGCCGGUGAACACACAGCAGAUGCAAACCAACCUGAAUUUACAUCUCUGCAUCAGAAAGAAGAGCGACAGUGUGGUCCAGAGGCAAGUGAGAUGGAUCACUGGAAUCUUGUUUCUGAAGAGUUGAAGAAAAUGAGGGAAAAUAUGGAUAUGCUUCUCCUGAAUCAACAAAGUCAGCUGCAGGUGCUUCAGGAAAUUCAGAAGCAACUGAAUACUCUGCUCCCAGGCAAUGCUCUCCUGAAUUCCAAUGUUUAUAGCUUAGGACUCCUGCUAGGACAGCAGAUGGCUGCUGCAGCAUCCAUUUCUUGUCCCCUUCUUAAUCCCAGCAGUCUCCUGUCCUGUGAAGGUGCCAGUGCUUUAUCCCUUUCACCUGCCUCUGGAGCUCUGGCUGCAUCUCAGCUCCCAGCCUCUCAAGACCCUGUGGCUUCUGCAGCUCGCUCAGCAUUGUGCUGUGAAUGUGUCCACUGUAAACAUGUGUGACUGCUUUGUCACUUGGGGCAGGUGACCUCUGGGGCUGUGGUGUUGCAGUUGUAGUAGCUGUGAAGGUGCUGACUGUACAUUCAGAUGCAACAGUUCAUCAAAUCCCUGUCCUGUAGCCUGAGGGGAUUUUGGCCAGAAAUGACCUUUGUCAAGGGGUGCAGUGAAGUGCAACGUUCUUACACAAUUUAGAGUAUUUUUAAUCUGAUAUGUCUUUCAGCAUGUACUUGGGCAAUUGUACCUCUCCUAAUGAGUUGAAACUAGUGAUCAAGUCCUCAGGGAUGAUAUAAGUAUCUCCUGUUAAGUCUGAUUUAUAUAGAGGAAAGCAAGAUGCUUAUGUAAAGAUGUUCAGGUUAACAGCACCCCUAUCCCCAGCAUCUAUUUGCAAAAGCUUCCUUCCUUUAGGAAGUCUUUAAAUUAGGUGUCCUUGGCUUAACUGAUUCUCAAACCAGCAGCACUGCUCAAAAUAGAAAAAAAAACUUUCUGCUUUUUGCUUAAAUGAAACAACCACCCCCACCACCCAAGAAUACUGCAACUAGAAACACAAACCAAAAAACCCUCAACAAAAUGCCACCUUUCAGGUCUACCUUGCUUACCAAGAGUUCAUGAGGAAAAGUCAAAUUGGUUCACUGGGCACUUGUUCUUUUGUUCAAAGGUGAGCUUGAUUGAGCCUGGGUUUACUUUGUCAUACCCUAUUUGGAUUGUUACUUGGUUUUGGCUGUUAUGUAUUAAUUAGGGGUAGGAUUGGGGUAAAUAAUGAACACUGAGAAACUCAGGUGCAUCAUCUUGUGAAAACAGCAAAGGAAAUAAUUUUUUUCUAUUCUUUUUUUUUUUUCCUGUAGGACUCUGACAUUUAAGACAUUAACAUGUCUUAAAAUUCUGACAUUUCAACCUCUGUCAGGGUUGGAAAGUGCAGAGUUUUAAGACACGUUGGUCUGGUCUACCUUGUUCCAUCAGUGACAGACUUGGGACAGUCUCAGGACCUUUAAGCUUCAAAAGUGCAGAAAAAUCUCCUUUACCUUUGAACUGGGAUAAAGAAACUUUGGGGCUUGUACCUUUGCCAAAAAGUCUUUUUGUGGAACUGAUGCUGUGCUUGUGCAUGGUUGGUUUUGUGCUUGCAUUUUUUUAAUGUUACCUUGUUAAUAGGAUGCACUCUUAAUAAUUAAUAAACUAAGGUUUAGAUUUUAGGGAUGGGAAACACUGAUUCUCUUAACAAGUCUUCUUGCUGACAGAAUGUCACAUUCUGUCACAAAGCUAAAACUGUGGGGCCAGGUAUGUCACUUCUGCUGUGUGACUACAGACUGAAAACCACACACUCCUUUCUACUGUGUGGGAUUUUGGAUUAGUCUUAACUCAUCAGGAUAUUAAUUUAAGCCAAAUUAGGAGGCCUUGAGGGAUGUCCCUUCGAUGUGAUCUUGUGCUAGUAUG
Catharus ustulatus (Swainson's thrush) is the source of this 2574-nucleotide messenger RNA. Its product is annotated as zinc finger and SCAN domain-containing protein 2-like. Gene Ontology annotation, biological process: negative regulation of transcription by RNA polymerase II. Lineage: Eukaryota; Metazoa; Chordata; Aves; Passeriformes; Turdidae. The transcript is spliced from 4 exons. The coding region runs from base 1 to 1149 and encodes 382 amino acids. The record is from RefSeq and is a predicted model, not a curated record. Gene Ontology annotation, molecular function: DNA-binding transcription repressor activity, RNA polymerase II-specific.